AUGCCGGAGAACCCGGGCCAGAGAGGAGGAACAGGCCCAGGCGGCAGCACGGUGAGCAAACAGCGAGGGCGGAAGGGGCAAGGCAGCGGGAGGCGAGGCGGGGGGGGAGGGCCCGGGAGGCAACACAAAACCCGGAGGCGGCCCAGCGGGCGGCAGCACAGGGACGAAGGGCCAACCAGGCCGGGAGAGGGGGACGACGCCAAGAAAGCCGGAGCCAACGGCUGCGGGACGGCGGCGGGGAGCGGGCCGUUUCCAGGCGGGCCGGACCGGCGCCGGGGCGGCGGCACCGGGGGAACACGCGGAGCAGGAGGAAGGAACGGGCGAGGCGAGGGAGCGGCGAGGCCGGGCAGGGCGGGAGCUCCAGGCAAAGACGCGGAAUGGCGGCGAAGGCAGGCGGAAGAGCCGGGCGGAGGGCAGGUGGAAAGGGGGAGCCGAGGGCGAGGAGGGAGGAGGCGGCGGGGGGCGGAAAGGAAAGGCAAGAGUCAAUGGCACGGGAGGGCAAAGAGCCGCGCGCUGGGAGAAGCAAGGCCGAGGACAGUGACAAUCAGGGAAAACAAGAAAACAAACAAGCAAACGGGAGGGCCAUGGAGGGAAAGGAAAAGAGUAAAACCAGCCACAGGGGGCAGCACAAACAGGGGAAAAGCCAAAAGACAGGAGGAAGGGUCGGGCGCAAGGACAGGCAGGGACAAGGAGCCGGGAGGGCCGGAAGCACGGCAGCGGCAGCGGGCGGCGGCGGCGGGGGCGCGGCAAGCGCCAGCCGGGGGUCGGGGGCGAGCACCGGGCCGCGGGCGGCCGCGCGCAGGCGGCAGCAAACGAGACCGACGGGAGAGCGGCCGGGGCCGGCGGCGGCGGGCCACGCAUCGGGGCCACGGCAGCCCCAAGCCCCAAGAAGGCGGCAAACUCAGAGAGCGGGCGGCAACCACGCAAAGGCAGGGGGGACCGCGGCAGACCCACCAGAAAGGCGGGGCCGGCAACGAGGGGGGCAAAAGAAGGCGCCAGAGAGGGGAGCAAGGCGCGGCAAAAGCGUGGCGGCGGGAAAAGGCCAGCCCGGGAGAAGGGCCCGCGGCGCGGGAAGGCGCUCGGAAGCCGCUGAGGGACAAAAAAAGCGGGGUGCAGCCGGGAGGCGCGAACGGGGACGGUGGCGCACAGGGGGCGGGCGGGCGGCGGGCAAAAUGGAGCCCAGGCCACCGCGUGAGCGGGGGGCCACAGGCCGAGGAGAGAGGGGCAAACCGGCGGGCGGCCCGGCCGAACCGGGGCCGGACGGCCACGGCAGGGCGCAGCAGGGGCCGGGGAAAAAGGACGCAGGCGAGGGCACAGCACGCGGGGGCAGGAACGGGCACGGCAACCACGGGCACGGGAAAACCAGAGAAAGGCACGGCGAAGCCAGGCCGGCGACGGGGGCCAAGGCAGAGCCACAAAGAAAGAGCAGCGGGCGUCCGGGGCAACGGGCGCAAGACGGAAGGAGCGGGCAAGCCAGGGGGGGCCCGGGGGCGGGCGGCGCGCGCCGAGGCACCGGCGGCGGGGCAGCGGCGCGACGGCCGCGGCGAGCGUCGGGGCGGGGGGCGCGGCGCGGCCGGGGGGCGGGGGCGGGGCAGGCCGGCUAGCGGGCAAGCGCGGCCCCGGAAGCCGGCACAGGGCGAGCGGGGGGAGACGCGCCCACGCAGGGAAAGCGCGGAACACCGACGGCAGGCACGGCGGCGGCACGACGGGGGACCACGGGGCGGCCGGAGCAGCGAGACGCGGGCGAAGGGCGAGCGCGGGAGCGGCGCGGCGGCAGCCGCCGGCACAGCGCCGACGGGCACCGAGAAGCGGGGCGCAAGGCGAGCGGCAAGGGCGGCGGGGCGGCAGCGUGCGGCGCGACGACCAGGCAGCCCAAAGAGGCAACCAGGGCGCACAGCCGCGCGGCCCAGGAGCCGCGGCCCAAGCAAGGCGGCGGGCAAGCCAACGGACCGAGCGCAGGAGGGAGCCAGCCGACGGAGACGGACGGGGCGAGAAGGGGAGAGAGUGUGGGAAGCGGGGGCUGGAGGCGGGGGCGGGGGCCGCGCAGACAGGGGAGGAAGGGGCCCACGGGGCAAGGCAAGCCGGGAAGCGGGCCCGAGGGAACAGGCGGCAGGCGAGGCCCCGGGCACGGAGGGAGCACAGGGGCGGGCAGAGACCGCCCAGGCACAGGCGGAGGCGAGCGACGGGCAGCGGCGAAAGACGCCAGGCGGAGACAGGGACGCAACACGGGCGCAAGGCCCGGCCCAAGGCGGGGAACGCGCGGCAGGCGCGGGCAGGAACGGCCCCCCGGUAGGACGGCGGGCGAACGAGGCGGAGGGCGCACGGCGACCAUGGGCGAGCACCAUAGGAGGGCCGAGAAGGCCAAACCGCGGGGCCGCGGCUGGGCCGCCGGAUACAGCGCCGCGAGGGCAAAACCAGCGCGGGGAACUAGAGCAAAAGCAGGAGAGGGGGGGGGAACAGCCGGGCGGAAAAAGGGCAACAAGCGCCGACGAAGAGGCGGGAGCAACGCGGAGCCGGCGGCCGGGGCGAACCCGGGAGAAGCGGGGGCGCCAGCGCCGAGAGGAAGCAGAAAAGCGGGCAGCGGGCCCGGGUGCGCAAACGCGCCAAGCCGCCAAACCGAACGCGGCACGCGCAGCGGCGCGGAAAAGGGCGGAAGAAAAGCAGGGGGGGAGGGGAGCCAAGGCGGCGGAAGCGCCGCAGCGAGACCAGCGGACCACCGCGGAGAGGCGGAGGGAAGGGGGGGAAGGCGCGCAAAAACGGCAGCCGCAGUUGGACCGGGGCAGCGGAGAGACCCGUGAGGAGCAGACAGAGAGAGAACGGGGGCGGGGCGCCGCGAGGCGCAGGGGCGCAAAGCGGCGGGGCGCGCGGCAAGGGGCGGGAGCACAGCAGGGCAAGAGGGCAGGGGGGCCCACAGAAAGCCGAGGGGCGGACACAGGGCGAGAGAAUGGGGCGGGCGGCAACGACGGGGGACGGCGGGAAGCGGGAGGAGGGGGAGGGGGGCCGAGGCGAGGGGCGAGAGCAGCGGCGACAAGCGGUAGCAAGAGGGGGAGGGGGGCGUGGAGAAAACCCGGGGCGCAGCCCCGAGAGCAGCGGGGCCAGGGCGACGAGAAGCGGGAAGCAGAGCGGCAAGCCGAGGGAACGGAAGAACGACGGAACGGACGGGAAGAAACUGCGGGAGGGGGAGGGGCGUACGAGGCGUGGACAGGGCGGCGUGGCCAAGCGCGCGAGAAGGAACGGGCCCGGGAAGGAAGCAAGGGGGACAAGAAAGGCCGGAGGGAAAGGAGGGCCGGCAGGGAGCAGAGGAAAGGAAAUGCAAGAGGAGGAAGGAGGCCAGGGCGAAGGGGCAACGAAGAGAGAGGGAAAGAAGAGCGCAAGGGCGAGGACGGGUACCCAAAAAGGCGGGAGGAGAAGAGGGCAAGAACGGAGGUGGGAGGGAAACAGUUGCGGGCCAGAGUGGGCGACCGGGCCGGGGGGGUAGCGGACCGAGCGACGAGGGGCGCGCAAGAGCCGGAACGGGGGCCGGGAAGGAAAGAAGGGCGAGAGAAGAGGGGGGUAGGGGGGCAGGAGGAGAGGGGGAGCCGACGGGGGGCCCGGGAACACGAGGGCCCCAAGGCAGGAUCGCAGCGGGGAGGGGGGGACAAAGGGGGGAAGCGCGCACGGAGGGCAGAGAAGGCGAGAAAGAAAGACAAAGGGAAUGCGCAACCCCCGGAGAACGCCCGUGGCGGGGGGAAGGAGGGGCACGAGGAAGGGAGGCAGGAGAGGAGGCAAAACGAAUGGGAAGCCGGCGCAAGACUAAGGGCAAAGGGCCAUAACCGGGGGAAAAAAACCAGCGCGGAGCGCGAGGAGGGCAGGCGCGAAAAGGAAAGGUGGACAGGAUGCAGGAAGGGCACAAAGAGGGACAGGGGAGAACAAACAGGGGAACGGGAGGGGGGAAAGGACACGCCGGCCAACCGGAGGCGCCACACACGGGAGGCCAAAGGGGGAGGAAAGGCGUAA
Messenger RNA from Jatropha curcas, 3996 nucleotides. The record is from RefSeq and is a predicted model, not a curated record. Lineage: Eukaryota; Viridiplantae; Streptophyta; Magnoliopsida; Malpighiales; Euphorbiaceae.